This is a messenger RNA of Ornithorhynchus anatinus (platypus), 5324 nucleotides long. RefSeq names its product QKI, KH domain containing RNA binding (gene QKI). Gene Ontology annotation, cellular component: nucleus. The coding region runs from base 67 to 1023 and encodes 318 amino acids. The transcript has 7 exons. Gene Ontology annotation, biological process: regulation of mRNA splicing, via spliceosome. Lineage: Eukaryota; Metazoa; Chordata; Mammalia; Monotremata; Ornithorhynchidae. The record is from RefSeq and is a predicted model, not a curated record. Gene Ontology annotation, molecular function: mRNA binding.
GCCGCCGCCGCUCUCCUGCACCCCCCAGGACCGGCCGCGCCUUCCCGCUUCCCCGCCGCCUGGAACAUGGUCGGGGAAAUGGAAGCCAAGGAGAAGCCCAAGCCCACCCCCGAUUACCUGAUGCAGCUGAUGAACGACAAGAAGCUGAUGAGCAGCCUGCCCAACUUCUGCGGGAUCUUCAACCACCUCGAGCGCCUGCUGGACGAAGAAAUUAGCAGAGUACGGAAAGAUAUGUAUAAUGAUACAUUAAAUGGCAGUACAGAGAAGAGGAGUGCGGAACUACCAGAUGCGGUGGGACCUAUUGUACAGUUACAAGAGAAACUAUAUGUGCCUGUAAAAGAAUAUCCGGAUUUUAACUUUGUGGGGCGAAUCCUUGGACCCAGAGGACUAACGGCAAAACAACUUGAAGCAGAAACAGGAUGUAAAAUAAUGGUCCGAGGGAAAGGCUCAAUGAGAGAUAAAAAGAAGGAAGAGCAGAACAGAGGCAAGCCCAAUUGGGAGCACCUGAAUGAAGAUUUACACGUACUAAUCACUGUGGAAGAUGCUCAGAACAGAGCAGAAAUCAAACUGAAGAGAGCUGUUGAAGAAGUCAAAAAACUCUUGGUACCUGCAGCAGAGGGGGAAGACAGCCUUAAGAAGAUGCAGCUGAUGGAACUUGCAAUUCUCAAUGGCACCUACAGAGAUGCCAACAUCAAAUCACCAGCCCUUGCCUUUUCUCUUGCAGCCACAGCCCAGGCGCCGAGGAUCAUUACCGGGCCCGCGCCUGUCCUUCCACCAGCUGCCCUGCGUACCCCUACGCCAGCUGGCCCUACCAUAAUGCCUUUGAUCCGACAAAUACAGACCGCUGUCAUGCCAAACGGAACUCCUCACCCCACUGCUGCAAUAGUUCCUCCGGGACCCGAAGCUGGUUUAAUUUACACGCCCUACGAGUAUCCCUACACACUGGCACCAGCUACUUCGAUCCUUGAGUACCCUAUUGAGCCCAGUGGUGUAUUAGGUAUGGCUUUCCCAACGAAAGGCUAAGAAUUCAAGAACGGUCUUAACCGAACCCUCAUCAGAUCUGAAUUUAACAAAUGCUUAGUUUCAGCAGCCUCGGGGAAAAAUAAAAAUAAAAAAGCUUGGCCUAGCAGUCAGUGACUUACUUGCACUUUUUUGCACAUAGAUUAUCAAAUGAAAUUUUGCCAUUGAUUUGGUUUAGCCUGUAUUUUGAUGAAGUAGCUGUAAUUUAUAAAUGAGUGUACAGUAGUAUACUGACUGCUAAGUGUUCUAUACUGUUUGCUUUACUAAUCACCUAAUUCAUUGCAGUUCAUACUUAUGACUUAAAAGUUUAAAACCACAAUCUGUAGGCUUGAAGAAUUGCUUUUAAACUUUUGCUAAAUGGUAGAAACUGGAAGUGGUCUUAAGGUUAGCAAGUAAUUGUCAGUAUUAAAUAUGGCAUUAUUUAAAUAGUCCUGCUGCAAGAAAGGCACUUCAGUGAAUAUGUGACUAGUAAAGCUUAAAUGUGCUUGAGUCUAAUUGAUUUCAUGAGAAACUGAAAUUUGGGGAUCUCAAAUGAAUGGAUCAAGCAGGUUAAGGCCAGAAUGUUUGAAAUGAAUGCAAUUUUAAGCUCCACAGACAUACUCCACAUAUUAUGGUUAAAAUUUGAAAUGAUUGUGCCUUAACUUGUUGCUUUCUUAAAACAAAUCUUUGUGUUGUAGUAAAUGAGCAUUGAAAUCCAUUUUGAUAAACCCUGCUGUUAAUGUUGAUUUCUUUGUGAAUGUUUUCUAACUUUGUCUUGGUAAUUGCAAUUUAACUAGGUGCGGUGGCUACUAAAGUUCGAAGGCACGAUAUGCGAGUCCAUCCUUACCAAAGGAUUGUGACCGCAGACCGAGGUUAGUUUAGUUCUGCAGUUCUUGUUUAUAAGAAAUAAUGUGGGAUGUACAUGAAAUUUGCAACACCACAUCUGGCGAGGAAAUCUUCUCCCUCUUCCCCCUCCCCACCCCCUCCACUCAUCCAUUUUGUGUUUGCCCCUUUCCGAUUUGAGUAGUGAUUACUGUGAAAAAUUGGUAUCUUUUAAGGCAUUUCAAAAGUUCCUUGGUUUCUUCCUGUCCCCAGACUGUCCAACUGUAGGCGUGUGGUAACGUACAUUAUCCUGACCCAAUAUGAAUACGUUUGUUUCCCGUUAUUCUUUUGCCUCUUUAACUGGCCCGAAAACAUAUCAGGUUGGUGUCGCAGAAACACACUGGAUGGGUGGGUGCUUAAUGGAAAAGAAGUAAAGGGGAAUCAAUGCCUCCCUAGUAUAUCUGGAGAAAUUUGAAGAUUUAGUUUCCACUUUCUUUUGCAAUAAAAGUUUGGGUCUCUGUCUAGCCACGAGGACAUACUUAACCGAGGUAGCAAAGUAAGGACUGUGAAGAUAACUUUUGGAGGUAGUUGGGCUUCUCUGAAUCGAUAUACGUAGUUUCCCUCGUCCUGCUACGUUUUCUUGCCAAAAUAGAUCCUUCGGUAUCUGUCAUUUGCUGCUAAAAUAUAUCGUCUGAAGGUAAAAUGACUUUUGAAGCUCCGUUGCCGAGAUGGGAUCCAGUCACUUGGAGAUCUCUGUUGCUUGACCUUGAGUGGAAAAUAAGUCUUCAUUUUUCUCCUAUUCAUCAGUUAAAAUCUGCCACCUCCUUGUACCCCUGGACCUUCCAAUGAGCUAUUGAAAUCUAUCGGAAGGUAGUCCUUUAUUUUUUUUUUUUUUUCGGUUUAUUGACAUUGAACUCUUUUUCCUGCCACAAGGUAGCCGUGGCUGUCAAUGAAAGUCCAUGAAUUGGCACUUUUCCUCCAACUGAUCUAUCUGCCUCUCUCGUUAGGGCUCAGGGCUUACUCAGUAUAGUGCUCUCUGCAUUCAGUAAGCCCUCAAUAAAUGCCAUUGAUGGAUUAGAGGAAAUGCACUGCAGCUUUUGGUCAUCCUUGUACUCAUGAAGCCCUCCCAUGAAAAAAUAUGUGUUUUUCAGUAUACGCAGUGGACCCCCCCUCCCCCCCCCCCAAUAGGCUGAAUCCCUUGCACCCAGAGGAGCUUCCCGAGGGGACACUCUCGAUAUUUAUUACAGCACCUUACAUUCCACAAGAGCCUCGUAGGCUCUGACACAGGAUGCCCCAAAGGGACAGUAUUAGGGCAGAAAUGCGGCUGCCACAGGACUCUUAUGGUGGCCACCCUGUGGAAACCUAAACUAUCAGUCCCUCACAAAACAUGUUGGAAAUAAAAUGCACACCAUUCCGCCUGAAUCCAGGAAGGAUUUCCUAGGAAACGGAAGCAAUUUUGUGACUUUUUUUUUUUGUGCGUUUGUGUUGGGGGGUGGGGGGGAGGUUUCUUCAGAGCAAAAUGGACACUGUGUAGUGCUUUAUUCACACCAGUGACAUCUUUUAGGAUAGGGUAUAAAAGUAUUUUUUACAGUUUUUCACAUCAGAGAACACUACUCCAUUUCUAUCCAUUUUGAAGAUCCGGAAAACUUUGUCGUUGAGAAUAAUUACUGUCCUUUUAAACAUUCAAUAGAAGAGCUCAACGAAAAUUGCAGUGUAUCUGGAAAUUGGCAACACAUUCCAAGUGUAACUUUUGUAAGUUAAUGAUGCAUGUUGUAGUCUUGUCACUGAUUUGAUUCAGAAUGCAAUGUCAGCAAACCGAAAUAUUAAUUUUUAGAGCACGGGAAACUCACACCCAGCUGUUAGGCAUCCACAUAAAGAUGUACUCUGGGUCUGAGGGAUUGUUUAAGUUGGUUCUCUUAAAUUAUUUUUUCACACUACCGUGCUCACUCUUUUAAAGUAGACUUUUUGUAUCCUCUGUUUAGGCAUUGAGGUGAUGUAAGCAUUACGUUGAAAGCAAGGAAAUUCAGCCUUUGAACGUGUGUCACUGUUUUACUCUUAUAACUAUGCCUUUCAAAUUGGUGAAGGGUUGACCCCGUGUAGAGUUCUUUACUAAGAUAAGCCCCAGCUGUACAAAUAAUGCGAAACUGAAUUUGAUUCCUAUAACUCUACAGACUGACUUGUAAUUGUAAGGAACCAUUAAGUUGCACAGUUGACAACCUGUGUGUACUGUAGAAGGCCAGGGCCUAGGCAGAGGAUGGUGUACUGGUUUCUUUUUAAAAGGUAGCUUGCUUCGAUUUUCUGCUCCACGAGAAAUAAUACUGAUCAUUUUUCUGAAUAAUCUUUUUACAAGAACCAUCCCUCACAUAAUUUAUAUGAAAAAUGUUGUACAUUUUACUCGAAAUUAUAAUCACUACCACAAACGCUUUAUAAGAUUCUGUCUUUCUAGAUACCUGUCAAGUGGCGCCUAUGACCACAUGAAAUAUUUAUUUUUAGUUUCUUCCUUUUGGGAGCAGCAGUUUAAUUUCAGCAUGAUCCCACAUAACCGAUUUUCGAAGAAAUUCAGGGAAGAUGUGUUUACGUUUAAGAUACAGAAGUGAUCUUUUUAAGUGUUUUUGAACUGUAUCCUAAACGGUAGACCACAGAAACCAUUUCUGAUUACGUAAAGGUAAAUCAGCCCAUGAUGCAGAUCAUUUAAACUCCCGCUAUCUGUGAACGUUACACCUACUGGAUUUCAUUUUAUGACAUGGCACAAAUCUGACUUUGCACUGAAGAUCUUUCACUUUCACCUCCUCUGCCUUAGUCAGAAUGGCAACAGUACAAAAAACAAAACUCUUAUCAAACCUCAGAAUUUAUUAGAUAAAUUAAGCUGUUGAAUGAGUCUUAAAAAAAAAUCAUACUACUGUUAAGUGGACCAAGUUUGGUGAAGGAGAGUGUGGUUAGCGGAUAAUUAAGGAAGGAACCGCUCAAGGACAUUGGGAAUGAUAACUUUUUCCACUUGAGAACUUUUUUAUGUUUUACUGUAAUUUUUUUUCCUGGUUUUUGUUUUGUUAUUUUGCAAAAGAAAAUAGUAUUUACAGGUGGCUUCUUUUAAAAUAUAAAAAUAUAAAGCAGGAAUGUAUAUGAAAUGUCAGAUUUUAUUGUAUUUGCAGAGUAUUAGCUUUGAAAUGGAAUAAAGAAAGCUGUUUGUAGUUUUAAAAUGCCUUCUUAGAGAUCAAUUAGAGAUUUUCUCUAUUUUUUGAUGUACUUAGAGCUUUGUAAGUAUAGACUUUAAAAUGGCAGGACUUUACAGUGUUUACAUCUAAGUGCAUUUUAUAAGUGUUCUAUAUGUGUAAAAUAGUAUUUUCAACUGGAAAGUGCUGGCUAGCGCAAAAGGCUUGGUUCCCAUGAUGACGCCUACAUUGCUAGACCACAGUUUAGUAUUGCUUUUGUAUCAUGAGGCCAAGAGAUUCCAUGUUGUUUGUAAAUAGAUAAUUGAAAAGCAAUAAAAAUUUUAUUGAACAAAA